AUGUCAUCUUUUAUGCGAGAUAGUAUACUUUUGGAUAUUGAAAAACUUGAAACAAUGUUAACAAAUAGUAGCAGUAGUAGUCGUAGUAGCAGUAGUACUUCUUGUGAUUCAUCAUCAUUAUGUAUUUAUCAAUCAUUACCAUCACCAAAUUCUCGUUCCAUAACAUCAACAACACGUUUUACAGGAUCAUCAAAAAUUUAUUUAAGAAAUUUAAAUAAAUUAUUAAUAGAUAUUGAACAAAAACAAAAAAUUCUUUCUACAGGUGGAAGAUCAAUUCUUAAACGUUUACAUCCAAUAAAUUCAUCAUUUUCUUCACGUUCAUUAACAUUUACAUCAUUAUUUACUCGUCCAUCUAUUAAAUGUAUAUCAAAUAAUCGACUUGAACCUAAAACAAUGUCAUUUGGUCAAUUUAUUACACAAACAUCUUCAUUUCCAUUAUCAUAUUCAAAUCAUCAAUCACAAUAUGGUUGUGCAAAAUUAAAUGAAAAAAUGUGGGUUGUACAUUGUCGUGAACAAUUAAUAAAAGCUGUUAAUGGUGAACUUCAACAAACAUCAAAUGAAGAAUGUAAUCUUGAUUGGAAUCAUAUAUCGAAUUAUCAUCUUGAUAAUAAAUGGUCAGCAAAUGUAUGUGAAAAUGCAUGGAAACAACUUUGUAAUCCAAGAAUCAAUCAAGCAAAAUGGACUGUUAAAGAAGAACGUCGUUUAAUAUCAAUUGUUGAACGUGAACCAUUAAGUGCUGAUCGAUGGAUAUCAAUAUCUAAAGAAUUAGGAACGGAUCGAAGUGCGUAUCUCUGUGCAAAACGUUAUAUGCAGAUAAUCAAUGAAAAAUAUUCAAAACGUCCAUUAGAAUUAAAUGAACGUAAUCAAAUAAUAUCAAAUAUGAAAGAUGAUAAUCAAGGUUAUUAUAGAAAAUAUAAUAAAUUAGCUUAUGAACUUGGUGAUCGUACACGUGAAUUUAUUUAUAAUCAAUGGUUACAUAUUGAUCCAUCAUGUAAACGUGGUCGUUGGUCAGAUGAUGAACAUACACAAUUAUUAACACAUAUUCAUCAACAAACACAUAAAAUAACAAAUUGGCCAUUAGUUUCAGCACCUGUACAAACACGUUCAUCACGACAAUGUCGUGAACGUGUAUUAGAUACAUUAAAAAAUGGUAAUCGUACAACAAAAGAAAAACAUCGAUUAUUUACAUCUGAUGAAGAUCGUCUUUUAAUUGAACAAUAUAAUUUACAUGGUUCAAAAUGGUCUAUUAUAGCAAAAGAAUUUUCUUCACGUACUGAUAAUUCAUUACUUGUUCGUUAUCGUAUGUUAAUUAAAGCUAAAACACAAUGGAAUUGGUUUUGUCAAAUUAAUAAUCGUAUGAAAUGUUUUUUAUUAUUUUUAUAUGAUAAAAAAAUAAAUAAUCAAACAUAUUUAAUUAAUAAAAAUUUAAUAGAUCUAUUAUCUAUAUAUAAUAAUAAUGCUAAUGAAAUUCAUCAUGAUUUAGAACAGUUUGGUUUUUAUCGACGUGGUUUACCAUUUCCAAUAACUGAUGAAGAAUUUCAAUGGUUUAAUCAAAAACCAGAAUUAAUUGAAAAUAUUGCACGAAUUACAUUAGAUGAAUUUUCUCAAAAACGUUUAUGUUUUAGAAAAUUUAAGGUGGAAAUUAAACCAUGGUUUACAUCAUUAUCAAUUAUAACUGUUUCCGAUGAUGAUAUUCGUCAAAUGCUUUAUCGAACAAUUCCUAUUCGUAAAAAACGAAAAUCAAUAAAUUUAUCUUCAUCAAUAAGUAAAAAAUCAAGAAUUGAUACAAUUAAUCAUAAUGAUAAUACUGAUGAUAUUGAUUGUAAACAAGAACCAAGAGUUCCUCAAUUACCAUCGAUACUUACAACAUCACGUCAUGUUUUACGUCCAGUACCAAAUCAAUUUUUUACAUCACAAUCAACAACAAAAUUAUCGAUGACAAGUAGUAGUACACAUUUUUGUCCUUAUCUAAUUUUAAUUCGUCAAAAUUCAUAA
Molecule: messenger RNA, 1995 nt
Organism: Rotaria sp. Silwood1
Lineage: Eukaryota; Metazoa; Rotifera; Eurotatoria; Philodinida; Philodinidae
Source: the annotation of a GenBank genome assembly